UCAAACACAAAAAAAUAAGCAGAGGGAAGAAGAAGAAGUGUAGAGGAUCUUCUAGAGGGUUUAGACAGUGAUGGAGCAGAGUAGCGGGAGACUGAAUCCGAAAGAGGCCAACGUCUUGUCGAGCCUUGUCGGGAGCAUCGUGGAGAAAGGUAUAUCGGAGACUACGCCUCCAAAUAAGCCGAUUCCCCCGAGACCCUCCCUUCUUUCCUUCCCCGUCGCUCGUCAUCGUUCUCACGGGCCCCAUUGGGCUCCUCCUGUGGCACAACCUAAUGACGAUGAGGAAGAAGAAGAAGAAGAAGAAGAACGUUUCAUGAAUUCAGACUCCAUUUCUGCUUUUGCUAAACCGCUUCAAAGAAAGGAGAAGAAACACAUGGAGCUCAGUAGGUGGAAAGAUAUGGUCUCUGGGGAUGAUCCUGCAUCCACUUCUCGCCCUAGGAAUGUUAAGAUCAUUGAGACCAAGUCUCUCUCUCUUGCUCCCCCCGACGACUUAGCCACUAACACUUUACUGGCUAAUCCUGCUCAGAGAGACUUUGUUACUCAGAGACCACCCUCUAUUGAGGAAAGGGUUUCGUUCGGCGCUUCUCCUCCCUUAUCUGUUUCGAAUGGACGACUUGGGACUAGACAGGCGUCUUCAUCUCUUGAGAGUGAUAUUGAUGUAGAGAACCAUGCAAGGUUGCAGACUAUGUCACCCGACGAGAUUGCAGAAGCACAGGCUGAGUUAUUGGACAAGAUGGAUCCUGCAUUACUCAGCAUUUUGAAGAAACGAGGUGAGGAUAAAUUGAAGAAGCGAAAGCAUUCACUGCUUGGAGUUUCCUCUGCCGAAGAGGCAACAAAGAAUUCAAAAAAGUCGGCGUUAGCCCAAGGAUUCUUGUGGGAUACAUGGACUGAGAGGGUUGAGGCUGCCAGGGACUUGAGAUUUUCUUUUGACGGUUCUGUUGUUGAGGAUGAUGUUGUCUCAGCAGCUGAAACUGGUGAAAAGUUGUCUGGGGUUGGAUCUGCUGCUGAACGUGACUUCUUGAGAACUGAGGGGGACCCUGGUGCAGCUGGCUACACCAUCAAAGAAGCUAUUGCUCUUGCACGGAGUGUGAUUCCGGGGCAAAGAUGCCUUGCUUUGCAUCUGCUUGCAUCUGUACUCGACAAAGCUUUGAACAAACUUUGCCAGAGCAGAAUCGGCUUUACAAGGGAGGAAAAAGAUAAAUCCAUUGAUUGGGAAGCCAUCUGGGCUUAUGCCCUUGGACCAGAACCUGAGCUUGUCUUAGCAUUGAGGAUGGCUCUUGAUGACAAUCAUACCUCUGUUGUUCUAGCAUGUGUAAAAGUGAUUCAGUGUCUACUGAGCUGUUCUCUUAACGAGAAAUUCUUUGAUAUUUUGGAGAACAUGGGACCACACGGAAGGGACAUCUUCACGGCGCCGGUGUUUAGGAGUAAGCCAGAAAUUGAUCUUGGCUUCCUCCGUGGUUGCUACUGGAAGUACAGCGCUAAACCCUCCAAUAUUGUUCCUUUCCGUCAAGAGAUCAUGGAUGACGGGACAGAAGAUACAGAAACUAUUCAGAAAGAUGUUUUUGUAGCCGGACAAGAUGUUGCUGCUGGUCUUGUCAGAAUGGAUAUCCUUCCAAGAAUUUAUCACCUUCUGGAGACAGAACCAACAGCAGCCCUUGAGGACAGCAUAAUUUCUGUUACUAUUGCGAUAGCAAGGCAUUCUCCAAAAUGCACAACUGCAAUCUUGAAGUAUCCCAAAUUUGUGCAAACAGUUGUAAAAAGAUUCAAAUUGAACAAAAGAAUGGACAUUCUUCCUUCUCAGAUCAAUUCUGUCCGCCUCUUAAAGGUGUUGGCCCGGUAUGAUCAAAGUACUUGCAUGGAAUUUGUGAAGAACGGGACUUUCAACGCCGUCACGUGGCAUUUGUUUCAGUUCACCUCCUCUCUUGACUCAUGGGUGAAGCUAGGGAAGCAGAACUGCAAGCUUUCAUCUACUUUGAUGGUUGAACAGCUCCGGUUUUGGAGGGUCUGUAUCCAUAGUGGCUGUUGCGUAUCUCGCUUCCCAGAGCUCUUCCCAGCUCUGUGUCUGUGGUUGACUUGUCCAUCAUUCGAAAAGCUCAGGGAGACAAAUCUCAUCAGCGAGUUUACUUCUGUGUCCAAGGAGGCCUACCUGGUCCUUGAGGCUUUUGCCGAGACACUUCCAAAUAUGUACUCACAAAACCUUCCGCGGAACAAAUCUUUGACUUGGGACUGGAGUUAUGUUAGCCCUAUGAUUGAUUUAGCACUAAGCUGGGUAUCAUUGGCCCCUCAAUUACUCGACUGGGAGAAAGGAAUCGAACAUGUUUCUGCGUCCACUAAGUCUCUGUUGUGGUUGUAUUCGGGUGUCAUGCGUACAAUUUCUAAAGUCCUUGAAAGAAUCUCUGCCGAUGGAGAGGAAGAACCUCUACCAUGGCUGCCGGAGUUUGUUCCAAAGAUUGGCCUUGCCAUCAUCAAGCACAAGCUUCUUAGUUUUUCCGUUGCAGAAGUAAGUAGAUGUAGAGAAGACUCUUCCAGGUGUUCUUCUUUCAUGGAUUUUUUGUGUCUUCUAAGAGAAAGAUCUCAAAAUGAUGAACUAGCAUUAGCUUCUGUGAGUUGUCUUCAUGGGUUAACGCGGACUAUCGUUUCCAUCCAAACUCUGAUAGAAUCUGCUAGAUCUAAGAUGACAACUCCUCAUCAGGGAUGUACUUCCACUAGAGAUGAAUUUGUGCUUGCAAAAGGAAUACUGGCAGAGUCUCUGGCUGACCUAACAUCUGUGUCAAGCUCUUUUAGAGAUUCUGUUUCAUCAGAAUGGCCCAUCAUGCAAUCCAUUGAGCUGCAUAAACGAGGUGGACUGGCCCCUGGGGUGGGACUUGGUUGGGGAGCUAGCGGUGGUGGGUUUUGGUCAACCAAAGUUCUGUUGGCACAGGCUGAUGCCGGUCUUCUGAGUCUUUUUCUUAACAUCUCUCAGAUUGACGCGCAUAAUGAUCAGGGAUCUGUUGGCUUGAUGGAUAAUCUGAACUCCACUUUAGCUAUGUGCUUGAUUGCAGGUCCAAGGGAUCAUUUACUUGUGGAAAGAGCCUUCGACUAUGUCCUUAGACCACAUGCUUUAGAACACCUGGUCUGCUGUAUCAAGUCAAAGAAGAAAACCAUAUCGUUUGAAUGGGAUUGCAGCGAAGAGGAUUAUCAUCGUAUGAGCAGUAUGCUUGCUUCUCACUUCAGAGAUAGAUGGUUACAGCCAAAGGAAAAAUCUAAAGCCGAGAAAGGAGCCAGUGAGGUAAAGAAGGACACAGUUGGACUGGAGACGAUUCAUGAGGACGGUGAAAUGCCAAAUUGUUCGACACAGGAUAAAAAAGUAGACUCCUCGAUCACAGAGUGGGCUCACCAGAGAAUGCCCCUACCUCCGCACUGGUUUCUCAGCGCCAUUUCAGCAGUCCACAGUGGUAAAACCUCAACAGGGCCACCAGAAUCCACAGAGUUUCUUGAAGUCGCGAAGUCUGGAGUUUUCUUUCUUGCAGGACUUGAGUCCUCGUCUGGUUUUGGAUCGCUUCCGUCUCCUGUUUUGAGUGUGCCAUUGGUUUGGAAGUUUCACGCUUUGUCUACCGUGUUGCUUGUUGGAAUGGACUUCAUCGAAGACAAGAAUACUAGGAACUUGUACAAUUUUCUGCAGGAGCUCUACGGGCAGUAUCUUGAUGAAGCGAGACUAAACCACCGUGACAAUGAGCUCUUGAUGUUCAAGUCAGACAUUCACGAGAACUACUCUACUUUUUUGGAGAUGGUCGUGGAGCAGUAUGCUGCGGUGUCAUAUGGUGAUGAACAGUUUGGCCGGCAGGUAUCGAUUUACUUGCAUCAAUGUGUGGAAUCCUCAGUUCGACUUUCAGCAUGGACUGUGCUCUCCAAUGCCAGUGUUCUUCAGCUUCUGCCAAGUCUAGACAAAUGCUUGGGAGAAGCAGAUGGUUACCUUGAACCGGUUGAGGAAAACGAAGCAGUCCUUGAGGCGUACCUGAAGUCAUGGACUUGUGGAGCCCUGGACAAAGCAGCGGCGCGGGGAUCAGUAGCCUUUACACUCGUUCUGCAUCACUUUUCAUCUUUAGUAUUCUGCAGUGAAGCCAAGGAAAAAGUAUCCCUGCGGAAUAAGAUUGUGAAGUCUCUGGUCAGAGAUGUAUCGAGAAAGAGUCAUCGAGAGGGGAUGAUGCUGAAACUGGUGGGGUAUAGUAAAGGGGUUGCAGACGCCAUGGAAGAAACGAGGGAGAAAGAGAAAAGAUGGGAGGUGUUGAAAGAGGCGUGUGAAGGGAACUCCUCCCUCCUAUCGGAAGUGGAGAAGCUCAAAUCCGCCUUCUGAAAGCCUAGUGGGUGUCAUCAAAGAGAAGGAGAGAGGAAAGAAAGAGAGUGUGUUGUGUUAUCGUAACUCUUUCAGUCUUUCUUGCUCUAAUUUUGAUUUGUUCCGAGCUUAGUGUUGCAGAAGAAGAGCUGUGUAAUUAAAUCCAAAUACAUUUGGGAGCUGAUGAUGUUUGUUUUGGGUAUGUAAGGAUAGGAUGGAUUCUCCAAAAUUCUGACAAAAGUCCAAUUAGCUUAGCUUUUUUGACUCCAA
Camelina sativa (false flax) is the source of this 4579-nucleotide messenger RNA. Lineage: Eukaryota; Viridiplantae; Streptophyta; Magnoliopsida; Brassicales; Brassicaceae. The record is from RefSeq and is a predicted model, not a curated record.